Messenger RNA from Zeugodacus cucurbitae (melon fly), 1162 nucleotides. RefSeq names its product endonuclease G, mitochondrial. Lineage: Eukaryota; Metazoa; Arthropoda; Insecta; Diptera; Tephritidae. Bases 80 to 1081 code for a protein of 333 amino acids. Gene Ontology annotation, molecular function: single-stranded DNA endonuclease activity; RNA endonuclease activity; nucleic acid binding. The record is from RefSeq and is a predicted model, not a curated record. Gene Ontology annotation, cellular component: mitochondrial inner membrane; nucleus. Gene Ontology annotation, biological process: apoptotic DNA fragmentation. The transcript has 2 exons.
GCUAUCCACAAUCAAAAUCUAUUUAAAUAUGCACUAUCACUUCCUGUAAUUCAAUGUAAAAUAUAAAUACAACGGCAGCAUGCCUUUUAUUGGUGUUGGUUUAACGCUAUUGUUACUUACCGGCGGCAGCUUUUUCGUAUUGGGCACCUACUAUCAGCACAAUGAUUUCCUGCAUAAACUGCAACAGCUCAUACAAGAGGAUCCAUACGCGUUCUAUAUACGCACGAAAUUAUAUGCUACGCUACAACUAUUCAAUAUGAACUGUCUGGAGCAGUCAGUCGGUGCUGGUUCGCGUAUGUCAGAGAUUAUGAAAUACGGUUUCCCGGGGCUAGACGACGUACGUGUCUAUUCUGAUUUUGUGCUGUCUUAUGAUCGACGCAAUCGCGUUGCACAUUGGGUUUAUGAACAUUUACGUGCGCCCUGUGUCAAAUCUAAUGGUAGCGGUGUAAAUCGCAAUGAAGCUGUUUAUCAACCAGAUAUGAGUGUACCAUCCAACUUUCGUUCUGUUUUAACCGAUUAUAAAAAUUCUGGUUUCGAUCGUGGUCAUCUAGCUGCGGCAGGCAAUCAUAAGUGUCAUCAGACACAUUGUAAUGAGACAUUCUUUCUGACUAAUAUUGCGCCACAAGUUGGUAAGGGUUUCAAUCGUGAUGUUUGGAAUAAUUUGGAAAUUUACGUACGCGAGUUAACUGAGCGCUACGGUUCUGUGUAUGUUUGUACCGGACCACUUUAUAAGCCAAAGCGUCAAAUGCCUGCAGUUACAGAGGUGGAGAAUAGCAGUACGACAAAGGGAAAAUGGUGUGUGGAAUAUGAGGUUAUUGGUGAAAAUACAGUCGCUGUGCCUACACACUUUUUCAAAGUAAUCACUGUGGAAUCGAAAUUACCGGGCGGACAACCAUAUAUGGAGGCAUACAUAAUGCCAAAUGCGCCCAUUAGCACGAAUACGAAUAUACGAAAUUUCCUUGCUGACAUCAGAGAAAUUGAGCAUAUUGCUGGGCUGCAAUUCUUUAAUGGCUUGCGCCGUAGUUUCUUCUUUGGUACUAACUACACUACAACUCCGGAAAUUUAUAACAAUUUUCAGUAAAUAAUCUGUAGUGGAAAGAUAUUAUUAAUUAUAUUUGAUGAAUAUUAUAAUAAAUGUACGUUUUAACUUAACUGCAACUAA